Messenger RNA from Condylura cristata (star-nosed mole), 3213 nucleotides. RefSeq names its product repetin (gene RPTN). The record is from RefSeq and is a predicted model, not a curated record. The transcript has 4 exons. The coding region runs from base 1 to 2442 and encodes 813 amino acids. Lineage: Eukaryota; Metazoa; Chordata; Mammalia; Eulipotyphla; Talpidae. Gene Ontology annotation, molecular function: calcium ion binding; transition metal ion binding.
AUGGCUCAACUCCUGAGAAGCAUACUCACCUUGGUCAAAGUGUUCCAGAAAUAUGCUAAAGAGAAUGGGGAUUGUAACUCAUUGAACAAGAAGGAGUUGAAGCAUCUGCUCUUGACUGAGUUUGGAGACAUCCUCCGGUGUCCAAAUGACCCAGAGACUGUGGAAACCAUCCUGAAACUCUUGGAUAGAGACAGAAAUGAAUGUGUUGACUUUCGUGAAUAUCUCCUGAUGGUGUACCAACUGGCCCAAGCCUGCUAUCAUAAGCUGGAUGAUGGGUCAUUGGGAGAUAGCACUGCCCAUCAAAAAGAAGAGCAGGAGGGAACAAGAGACUUUGAGUUUCCAGGAAAUACAUGCAGACAACCAAGACAGAGGCAUGAAGAAGAAAGACAAGACUCCCACUGUGGUCAUUCUGAGAGACGAAAGAGAGACUCCCAUCGUGGUCAGUAUGAAAGACAAGAUAGGGACUCACACUGCAGGCAGUCUAAGAGACCAGAUAGGGACUCUCACUGUGGUCAGUCUGAGAGACAAGGAAGAGACUCCCAUCAUGGUCAGUCUGAGAGACCAGGUAGAGAAUCCCACUGUGGUCAAUCUGAGAGACGAGAGAGAGACUCCCAUCGCAGUCAGUAUGAAAAACAAGAUAGGGACUCCCACUGUGGUCAGUCUGAGAGACAAGGAAGAGACUCCCAUCGUGGUCAGUCUGAGAGACAAGAUAGGGACUCACACUGUGGUGAUUGUAGGAUACAAGAAAGCUUUGGUCAAAAAUUAUAUCAUAAAUCUAGUAGUGACCAGUCUAGAAGGCCAGAAUACAUCCUUGCCUUAAAUCAAUAUGAAGAACAAGUUCAAACUUCUGGUUAUGAUCAAUCUGAAAUGCUUAGACUACAAUCAAGUUAUGAUCAGUCUAGAAAACUAGGGGAGGAUUCUUACUCUACUGAUUCAAAUCAACAGGAAACAGGCUUUUAUAGACCAUCUAGGAGGCUGGGUCAGGAAUCAGGUCAUGGCAACAGAGAUAGCCAAGAAAGUGAUUCUCAAUAUGUCCAGAUAGUCAAACAAGGCCAGAGUUCCCAUUAUGGUCAGACAGAAAGACAAGGUCUAGGAUCUCAGUACGGUCAGACAAAUAGACAAGGUCAGAAUUAUGGUCAGGCAGGCAUACAAGGCCUAGGAUCUCAGUAUGGUCAGCAGACAAAUACACAAGGCCAGAGUUAUGGUCAGGCAGGCUCACAAGGCCUAGGAUCCCAGGGUGGUCAAAUUGGCAGACAAGGCCAGAAUUAUGGCCAGACAGACAGACAAGGCCUGAGCUCUCCAUAUGGUCAGUCAGCUACUGGGGAAAUUAGGCAAAAUAGAUACUUCCAAGGGAGUGAGGGGACUAACAGAGACUCGUAUGUUGAACAAUCAGGGAGGUCUGGGCAGCGAAGUCAACAGACUCAAGGAUACAGAUACCAGCCUAGGGAAGUACAGUGGACCAACUACCAGGCCUGGGAGAGUGAGGAGGAUAGCCUCCUCCCCCAACACAAACUCGUGGCACAAAUCCAGCAAGAAAGGUCAUCAUGCAGUAGUGGGCAGGGCCACAGACAGACCCAGUCCAGGCAGAGUUGCAGUGAGGGGCAGAGCCACCAGAAAGAAAAGCACGGCCAGCAAAGUCUGGAUAGAUAUAGUCACGAGGGUAGGGGAAGUCCAUGUGAGGCACGAGGCAGGCAAAGUCAUGAAGAACACAGCCAUCAGACAGGAAGAAGGCAAUCCUAUGUAGAACACAGCCAUCAGACAGGAAGAAGGCAAAGCCGUGGAGAGGAAGAGAGCUGUCAGACAAGGGGCAGCCAAAGUCAUGAAGAACAUAGUCAUCAUACAGCAAGCAGGCAAACCUAUGGAGAACACAGCCAUCAAACAAGAAGGCAAAGCUGUGGAGAGGAAGAGAGCUCUCAGACAAGGGGCAGGCAAAGUCAUGGAGAACACAGCCAUCAGACAGCAAGGAGACCAAGCCAUGGAGAGCAAGAGAGCUGUCACACAAGGGACAGGCAAAGCCAUGGAGAACACGGCCAUCAGACAGCAAGCAGGCAAUCCUAUGGAGAACACAGCCAUGAGAUAAGGGGCAGGCAAAGCCAUGAGGUAGAUCACAGUUGUCACCAGCAGGAUAGGCACACCCGUGAGGAGGAAGAGAGGUACCAAGGACACCAACAAUCCCAUGGGAUAGCACACGGGGGCUGUAUGACCAGAGGAACAUUCCACAGGAAUGAUGAUGUCCAGAGACCAGGCUCACAGGGGAGGGGCAGUGGUAUGAGCCUCCACCCACCCCAGCGCUGUGGGAAACCCCAAAUAAGCCAACAGUGUGGAAGCCAGAAUCCCAAAACAGCCGUUGGUAUCCAUCCCCUCUAUGACUACGUGCAAGAGCAGAAAGCACAAGUACAAGAGCAGAAAGCACACGAGCAUGAGGCUGCUCAUGAGUGCUGAAGCAAUAAGAAGCCAAGGGAAGAGUUCUCUGUGUCGAGUUCAUCUGUUUAAGAGGUUGAAAAAAUAUGAUUUCCUCCUUUCCUAUGUUCUAUCUAUAUGCUAGGAUGUUUUUGAGAGCUAGUAUUCUCUUUUAGGGUAUUUCAGUUCUUUGAGCAGCAAGCAUUUCUCGGGCUUUCCAACUGGGUGAAAUGUGAAUGGUAAAUUGGGUGAAAUAAUCAGAUCCCAAUUUGGAUUAAUUUGGGGAUUUAAAUCAUUUCUGUUCGCCCUCCAUAUAAAUGGGAUAUGCUUGGAUCAUUAAGGGGUAGAAACUUCUCCCAAAAGUUCAGAAACAAACAAGAAAGGUAUUCUGAAGACAUACACCAUAGUCCAAAGAGAGGACACCUGGAAUUUGAUGAACUUUGGCUCCAGUGGAUGAAGCAUCAGGAAUCACAAACCUGAAUUAAAAUGAAACACAGUGACAGACUGGUUGAUGGAAGAGCCAGAGACCUCAGAGGGCAUCUCGGAUGUCACUAACACGUCCACUCCCAAGCUUCUAUUCCUUAUCAGAGGUCCUGUCUACUAAGCUUGUAUCACUUGAGCUAACUAAACUGAGUUCUACUCAAUCCCUUUCAGUUUCUGAUAAAAUAAAAUAUAGAGAAAGCAUAUGCCAUCUGUUUGUGGAAUCCAAGAAGCCAAAAUUGUCAGCCCAUAGCUCCUGGGCCUGGAAACCCUUCACAAGAAAAUGUAUGGAAUUGUAUUAAAACCCCAAUAAAUGAUUGGUGAGCAAUGAAA